Messenger RNA from Racocetra persica, 307 nucleotides. NCBI's taxonomy places the organism in Eukaryota, Fungi, Glomeromycota, Glomeromycetes, Diversisporales, Gigasporaceae. The record is from the annotation of a GenBank genome assembly.
GAUAGAUACGAUGAUGAAGAGUCUACUGGAUUUGUUGAUGGAAACUGAGCCUGAAAGUAUCCCUGUAAAUACCGAAAGUUGGAUAAACAUUAGUGAGGAAAACAAACUGGUUGAAUAUAAAGCCCUUAAAUAUUCUGGUAAGGUUUGUGGUACUUUUAAGAGUUCCAAUGCAGAAAAAAACGAAACCAAAAUUGGUAUUGAAAAGUCUGUGGGUAUGAACCUCAUGGGUGGAUCCUUCGACCUUGGAAACUGGCAUCAGACUGGAAUAGGUUUAUUCCCUUUGACAUUGCUUUCAUCAUACUUGUAG